AUGUCUCAACCUGCAGCGCAAGAGAAGGAUGCGCCAUCCGCCGACCAUUCUUCUGAGAAAGCGGCCCCACCGGAUGUUCCUAACUUGACUCAUGGGCAGGAGACCAACGUUCUCGAAGUCGUCAACGCGGAUUACGCACUCGCGUUGUCGACAGGACCGCAAUUGAGCCCUACGAGUUGGGCAUCUAUUGAACUCUUUGGAAUUUUGUUGGUAGCGUAUAUGGGUAGCCUGUCGAAUGGCUUUGACGGUUCAGGCAUGUUUCCUAAUUUCCAAGGCGAUCAAACAUUAAACGGUCCCAUCAAUAGUGAUGAGCGCAGUGAACGGGAUGCAUACCUUGACUUCUUCGGCAUCGAUGGUCAAGACGCUGGAGGAGGCGUUGGGACCACAACCGCCAUUAUCUUUGGUAUUUAUUCGAUCGGGAGUAUCGCCGCUGUCAUGUUGGCGGGGCCUGUGACUGACCGCUUCGGUCGUCGGGGAGGCAUGUGUUUGGGUAGCACGAUCAUCAUCAUCGGUGCCAUUGUCAUCACCGCGGCCAGAGAUGCGAGUUAUCUGUUAGGCGGACGAUUCACCCUUGGGUUUGGGGUUGCGAUCACCACCACUGCAGCCCCUGCGUAUGUAGUGGAGAUGUCACCUCCGCAGUGGCGUGGCCGGCUGACAGGAUUAUACAACACCUUCUAUUAUACUGGCUCUAUUCUAUGCACUGGGAUUACGAUCGCCACGGGCCGCACCAAUGGAACUGCGUCGUGGCGAGUACCGCUUGGGAUUCAGAUUGCACCCGCUGUCAUCUUGGCUACCAUGUCAUUUGCACUUCCUGAGUCCCCUCGUUGGUUGAUAUCCCAAGGGCGCAACGACGAAGCUCGCAGAAUAUUGGCCAAAUAUCAUGGCAACGGCGAUCCCAAUGCCCCGUUGGUUCAAUUGGAGUGGCGAGAGUUUGAAGAAGCAAUCAAAUUGGACGCGUCUGAUAAACGAUGGUUGGUCCUUUCCUUUCCCAUCUUCGUUUGUACAGGCACGAGGAAGCUUACCCAGCCUUUCAGGUGGGAUUACAAGGAACUCGUGAACACCCCCAAUGCUCGAUAUAGAACAUUCAUGAUGCUCCUAAUGGGCUUCUUCGGUCAAUGGUCGGGAAACGGACUCGGGUACUUCCUUCCAAUCCUCUUUCAAAAUGCCGGCGCAAACUCGCAGAAUCAGCGACUCACAUUGAAUUUCAUCAAUACUGUUGUGUCCGCCAUUGGCGCGCUAAUAGGCACUUCGCUUGCAGAUAAAGUGGGGCGUCGAAGGAUGUGGUUUUGGGGGACACUUGCGUCCGCAGGAACACUUGCAGUAACGACAGGAUGCACCGCCCGAUUUGGGUCUUCAGGAAGUAAUGUUAAUGGAGCAAACGCUGCGAUUGCCUUCAUUUUCCUUUUCGGAUUCGUGUACAGCUUGACAUAUACCCCGCUUCAAGCGAUUUAUCCAGCAGAGGUGUUGAGUUAUAAUACUCGAGCGAAAGGAAUGGCUAUGUAUGCAUUGGCCGUUAGUUGCGCGUCUUUUGUGAACACAUACCCUGCGCCGAUUGCUCUCGGAAGGAUACAAUGGCGAUAUUAUAUUGUCUACGUCGUAUGGGACGUGUUGGAAGCCAUCAUGGUCUACUUUUUCGCGGUUGAGACCAAGGGUAGAACCUUGGAGGAACUAGAUGAAAUAUUCAGCGAUCCUCAUCCCGUCCGGGCUUCUUUGGCCAAAAAGAAGGUGGUCAUUGUUGAGAAGGACGAUCGCAAGGAGGUAGUAAAGGUCCUAGAACCUUGA
Molecule: messenger RNA, 1782 nt
Organism: Pleurotus ostreatus (oyster mushroom)
Lineage: Eukaryota; Fungi; Basidiomycota; Agaricomycetes; Agaricales; Pleurotaceae
Exons: 18
Coding region: 1-1782 (593 amino acids)
Biological process (GO): carbohydrate transport; transmembrane transport
Cellular component (GO): membrane
Molecular function (GO): carbohydrate:proton symporter activity
Source: RefSeq, a predicted model, not a curated record